Messenger RNA from Drosophila persimilis, 2134 nucleotides. It is a transcript of the gene nis, whose product is annotated as alpha-taxilin. NCBI's taxonomy places the organism in Eukaryota, Metazoa, Arthropoda, Insecta, Diptera, Drosophilidae. The transcript has 2 exons. Bases 51 to 2030 code for a protein of 659 amino acids. The record is from RefSeq and is a predicted model, not a curated record.
UAUUACUUCAGGAAAAAUUUUAUUGACUUGUGACAAAAUAUCGUUUUAAGAUGCCAUUUACGUACAAGGAUCUGAUAGAUGUGGCCAUCGGGACGCCGGAAUCGGGCCAUGUCAACUUCUAUGCCUUGCACGUGCUCCUGUCGAAUUUUGCCCAGAAACUGGAUUGUCUGGAUGAGAUUGUUGAGCAGGACGAAUACUUGGCCUCCAACAUACGCAUGCAGAGCAGCUUGAUGACUAUGGGCAAGCCGGCCUCUAGGUAUCGGCUGGUGGGUGGUGCCGAUACAGAGGAGGCCCCCGCGGAGGCCCCAGCCGAAGAUGCUCCACCACCGCCAGCUGAGGAGGAACCGUCCGCUCCAGCUCCAGCAGAAGAAGCAGCAGCCCCCGAGCCAGAGCCAGAACCAGAACCGGAGCCGGAACCAGAACCAGCAGCUCCCGAGAUAGAAGCCGAGCCAGAGCCAGAGCCAGAGCCUGCUGCACCGGAAGAAGCUCUAGUGACCGCACCCGAACCCGAACCCGAGCCUGAAGCCGAGCCAGAACCACAGCCCGAGGCGGAACCAGAACCAGAGCCAGCCUUAAAGGCAGACGAGCCUGAGGCGAAGAAUGCAGAGCAAGAGGAACCCGCCCUUAUCUCAACCGUAUCGUCGCGCACCUCCCAACGGGGUCGCGGCUCGCAGCGCCUCGAAGGAUCCCUGUUGGGCAACAUGACCCGCCUGGAGAAGCGAAUGUCCAAGGUGGAGAUGCAAAAGGAGCAGGCCGUGAUGGAGAUGGAGACAUUCGUGAAAGCAAUGACGGGGCAGAUGAAGCUGACCAUGGAGCAGCUGAACAACGUGACCCAUCUGCUGAUCGACCGCAAGCCGAAUCCGGACCGGUUCAAGCUGCUCCGUCACAUUGCCCGACAGCUGCGGGUCCUGAUGCGCGCCGCCGACGACGAGGUGUCCAUCAGCUGGUCGAGCGGCGAGGCUGUGAUCGAAGAGAUGGAGGCCAUGGAGGAGGAGAUGGAGGAUGAAGAGGAGGGAUCCUCCUCUGCGCCCACGGAGGUGGAGAAGCCCGAGGAGGAAGAGACCCUGGAUCUAGAGCAGCACCUCUGCUACUCCCCCGAUCGCAUGCUCAGCGAGCUGUUGGAGCUCAAGUCGCAGUUCUGCGCCCUCACCAACAAGACUAACGAGCUGGCCGCCGCUCUGCUUAAGCAGGAUGCCCAGCAACUGAUGAGCUCCAUGCAGGAGCUGCAGGAAACAGUGCGGGAGAUCAAGCUGUACAUGGCCACCAACCGGGAGGCCACCCAGAACAUGCAAAUCCAGAUCAACGCAAACAUGACCCAGAUCGCGCUGCUUAAGAAGUCCGUCACGCACUUGGACGAAGUGAAGAUCGACAAGACUGAGGUGGAGCUCCUUCUAGCCGAGAAGGUGGACUUCGAUCAGUUGGCCACGAAGGUGUCGCUGGAACAGUUGGAGGAGUACAAGGCGCGGCUGGAGAAGCAGUUCUGCGAGGUGCGCCACAUCAUCAGCCUGAACGAGAAGAACGUCCUGCAGAUCAUCGACAAUCUGCGCAUGACCCUGGGCAUCGAUGCCCUCGAGCUGGGCCUCAAGGACUUCCGCGAGCUGAUCGAGAAGCGGGUGGCCAUGAUCGCCGAGGCCCUGCAGAAGUACAUGGAGAUGACCAACGACGACUGCGCCGCCGCUGCCGGGCGGGUGAAGGUCCUGCAGAACCUGUCGUGCAUCUCCUGCGACACCCCCUGUGUGAUGCGCUCCGUUGAGCGCUCCAAGAUUCCCUCCUUGCCGGCGGCAAAGGGCUCCACUGGCCUGGGACCGCUGGUCACGUACGAGCUGGGCCAGAUCCGCAAAUCAGGCAUCAUGGGCUAUUACCGCAAGGACGAGUUCCCCCACUGUGCCAGUGCCUGGAACAAGGGCACUGCCGGAGCCCCCAUGGUCAAGUGUGUGCCGCGUCAUGCCGGCGGCACCCACACCACCCACACCGCCGACGAGCACAUGCAGAAGGUGGUGCUGUCCAAGAAGACCUCCGGCUGGGGAUAAGUCCACGAACAUCAGUUGCACUUUUACAUGUAUUUUCUUUUUUCUAUCGACACGAAUCGUUUUUUCACAGAUUCAAACUAAAUUUAUAAUAUGCCAGUGUUAAA